AUGGCCCCAGCCCAGCUCGUCCACGUCGCCUUCAUGGACGACGCCUCCCACUUCGUGGCGUCCACGGCCGCCGGGUCCCACGUCUUCUCCUGCAACUCGCUGAAGCGCAUGCUCCACAAGCCCGAGUUCACGGGCGCCGAGGUGGCCUCCGCCGGGCUGCUCGGGCCGUCGAUGCCGAAUUCCCUGGCCGUCGUGACGCGCCGGCGGCCCAGCAACAAGAGCGGCGGCGUCGAAGAAGAAGGCCGGCCCGUCGUCCACGACUACGCGAUCCACCACUGGGUCUGGGGGCAGACGAACGGCGGGAAGCCCCUGGUGCUGAACCCCUCGGGCGCCGUGCGCGGGGUCCGCCUGCUCGGGGACCACAUGCUCGUGGCCGGCGAGGAGAAGGCGGCGCUGUACGACGUCCACGGGCACCGGGAGAAGGAGGUCUGCCGCCGCGGCAGGCCCGGCAGCGUCGUCGAGGUGCGCGCCCACGGCGCGGCCGUGUCGUGCCUCGCGCUCUCCCCCGACGCGCGGCUGCUCGCCACCGCCAGCUCCAGGGGCACCCUCGUGCGCAUCUUCAGCACCGCCGACCGCGCCAAGCUCCAAGAGCUGAGGAGAGGCAGUGACAGAGCCGACAUCCACUGCAUAGCCUUCUCCUCGGACUCCAAAUGUCUGGCCGUGUCCAGCGACAAGGCCACGGUGCACGUCUUCCCCGUCACCGUCAACGGCAUCGCAAGCUCGAUGCCGGAGGACGAUGGUGUACUCCUCCCGCCGGUGCCGUCAGUGCCUUCCCCUGCCCCGGCAAAAGCCAACGAGGGCUCGUCACGCCUGUCAUUCUUGAAAGGCUACUUGCCGAGCUACUUCGGUCCCAAGCGCUCGCUGGCUCAGUUCCGGCUCCCCGAAGGCACCAAGUACUUGGUGGCGUUCCCGCCGCAACACCAGCAUCCGUGCAACGUUCUUAUCGUCGGCAUGGAUGGAAGCUUUUCCCGAUGCGUUUUCGACCCUGUGGAAGGUGGCGCCACGCAGCAGGGGUAGUACAAGAGAUUUAUGAAAAACUUGGAAUGAGAUCGAAGUGUUUGGUCGCCGAGUAAAAUGAAAUGGUUCUAUUCUUACAAGGACGGAAUAGAGUGGAAUGGUUUUAUUUUUGCAUACCUUAAGAACAAAACAUCGA
Messenger RNA from Brachypodium distachyon (stiff brome), 1153 nucleotides. Its product is annotated as autophagy-related protein 18a-like. The transcript has 5 exons. Gene Ontology annotation, molecular function: phosphatidylinositol-3-phosphate binding; protein binding; phosphatidylinositol-3,5-bisphosphate binding. The record is from RefSeq and is a predicted model, not a curated record. Gene Ontology annotation, cellular component: extrinsic component of membrane; cytosol; phagophore assembly site membrane. The coding region runs from base 1 to 1017 and encodes 338 amino acids. Gene Ontology annotation, biological process: nucleophagy; protein localization to phagophore assembly site; protein lipidation. Lineage: Eukaryota; Viridiplantae; Streptophyta; Magnoliopsida; Poales; Poaceae.